This is a messenger RNA of Rhineura floridana, 1576 nucleotides long. RefSeq names its product chromosome 9 C4orf17 homolog (gene C9H4orf17). The coding region runs from base 482 to 1576 and encodes 364 amino acids. NCBI's taxonomy places the organism in Eukaryota, Metazoa, Chordata, Lepidosauria, Squamata, Rhineuridae. The transcript is spliced from 10 exons. The record is from RefSeq and is a predicted model, not a curated record.
UUUGGAGAGCCUUUGAGGGGAGUCUGGCUGGAGUCUGUGAAGAGACCAAACAACCUAGAAAGAGGUAGAAGGUGGUCUGAGAAUCACUGAAGGCUGUGAGAGUUAGUUAGGAGUGGAAGACUCCAGGGCAGUGCUCCGUGAUAGCAUCUGGUCAGAGUGGCAGCAGUCAGCAAAUGGCAUCAGGAAGCAGGAAGACCUCAAAAGAAGCAAGUGUGACAUCUUUGUGGGCUGUGCCCUGGUCCUCAAAUACCUAACUAGAAAGAAGACUUCACGUCCAGCCCUCAGUAAAGCCUUGCAGAAAAGCAAAAGUGCUUGAUUCAAAAGAAGACGUUGCAACCCUGUAUAAAACAAAAGAGACUUCACAAAGCUUGCACAGCUAAGGAACAUAUCUCCUCUUGUGGCUGUUCAGCAGAGCUCCCCUGAUGAGACGCUGCUACAGCUGCACCAAGAAUAACUGCAAAUAAAAUAGAAGUGUUUUAAGAUGAAUAUCAAUUUCAGAGCACAACCUGAUCCACAGCUGAUCCACAUGGGAACCACAAGGCAAGAGCCAAAUGAGGGCUCUUAUGGGAAAACAAGUUACUUUGUUUGCAGACACUCCCCACAUCCCAAGACAGUAUGCCACAUUAAAGGAUUAAAUGAUGCACCUAUCUGUGUUGUGAGAGACAGCGGAUACAGUGAAGGACGCUUUAUCAUCCCGGCCCCAGAACAGAGUCAUCCUCUCAGACAUACUGAAACCACUAUUGAUACUUCUUUUCCCAGCAAUGUUCUGCCAGGCCUGGUAGCUCAAACUCCACCCAGACCAAACAUUGCACAACUUAUGAGAGAAGAACUUGCAGAGCUGAAAAAAAGAGCAGAAAACUCUCCACUUUUAAAGAGAAAGGAUGAUCCUUUGAGGAAAUAUCAUGGAGGCCGUGAACAAAAUCGGAUUCCUCAGGAGCUGCACCCUCUUUCACCAGCCCAGGCCAUGCGCUACAGACCAGACACCGUAGACAACAUUAAUUAUACCCCCAGCUACCUGGACCAGGAAAUAAAAAUCCUGGAAAAGCUUCGUGAUAUUUUACAGACAGACUCCCUGGCAGAGAUCUUAAGCUGGUUAUCAAAGGCAACCAUAAAAGAGAAGGAGUUUGUGUCAAGUUUCAUACGCUCCGAUAUGAGCGGCCGAGAUCUGCUGAAUUAUCACCAAAAGACAGAGAAAGAAGAUGAAGCAGAGAAUCUGAAUUUACAGGCCAUGCUGAAGUCUCAAAAAGCAAUUCAGAAAGGAUCACCAAUUGAAGACUACCAGUUCAGGGCUUCAAGCAAAGGAACAGUAUCCAGCAAAGGAACAGUAUCCAGCAAAGGACAGAGGCUAGAAAGGGAGAGAGGUAGUUUACUCACAAGAAGAGAGAAAAUCCGAAUCCCAACUUCUGAGAAUCUACCAUUAGAUCAUUCCCCCAGCAAACACACAGUUCAUCAAAGUAACCCCAACACUCCUGCAUUAUCACAAAACAGCACCCAGCUGCUGUACAACAAGGCUCGCUCUAAGCGGCCUCUCCCUCAUUCUAGUUCAAAAAGAGAGGGCCAUUUUCAGAACAUCUGA